Molecule: messenger RNA, 1731 nt
Organism: Penicillium vulpinum
Lineage: Eukaryota; Fungi; Ascomycota; Eurotiomycetes; Eurotiales; Aspergillaceae
Product: Short-chain dehydrogenase/reductase SDR
Exons: 7
Coding region: 1-1731 (576 amino acids)
Molecular function (GO): oxidoreductase activity
Source: RefSeq, a predicted model, not a curated record
AUGCCUGUUCCCAAAUAUACCUACACCGGGCCAAUCAACCACGCCGUGGUGCCCGAUCUAGCUAAUGCCAAAGGUAAAUCUGUUAUUAUUACCGGAGGCGCGAAUGGAAUGGGCGAAGCCAUGGUGCGCGCUUUUAGUGAGGCCGGUGCCUUUGUCACCUUUGGUGAUCUUCACCCCAGAGGAGAUGAUCUCGCUAAAGAAUUGAACGCGAAUGGCGAAACCGCCGCGUUUGUCAAGUGCGACAUUACGGACUGGGACGCCUUGAUUACACUAUUCGAAACAGCCAAAGCCAAGAGUCCGCAUAACAGCGUUGAUAUCGUCAUUGCUAAUGCGGGAAUCUCGCGUGCCUCAGGUGACAGUCUGUGGAACCUUGAUGACCCCAAUGGCGCACCAACCAAGCCCAAACUCAACAUAGUCCGUGUCAACAUGGACGGGACAUUCUAUACCUGGAAACUUGCAGUUCACUAUUUCAGGAAACAACCAGAUACUGCGGACCGAGACCGAUGCUUCAUUAUUACUGGAAGCAUGGUCGCAUACAUCGAUUCACCGGGAAACUGGGAAUACACAGCGACCAAAUACGGCCUACGCGGCUUCAUGAAGACCGUGCGUCGAAACAGCUGGGAACAAGGAAUCCGAAUCAAUUACGUAGCGCCAUGCUGGAUCAAAAGCGCUAUCCGUACCAAGGAGUACGAAAAUUGGCUGAUUGAGCGUGGCGUCGAGUUUGGCGAACAGGCGGAUUGCGCUGGCGCAAUGAUCAGGAUCGCCUGUGACAAAUCUAUCAAUGGACGCUCACUCAUGAUUACCCCGAGAACUGUGGCCAAGGAGGGUUUCGUGGACGUAGACAAGGAAGACUAUUCCGACCCCAAAGACGAGUACUUCGCGAAGAAGCAAGCGUCGCAGUUGGUCAUUAUCGAGGAUAAAUGGCUGGAUGAUUAUAAAGGAGAUCGAAUCGCAACGAUCGCUGUUCCUGGCUGUGGAUUAGACGACUGCCCUGAGUGCUCACGGGAUCUUGCUCAGCUGUGUGAGCAAGCCCACCAUGCUGGUAUUGGUCAGGAUGGGUUUUAUGCGCCAUAUGCCGCGCUGGACCUUCGGGCAGUUGUUCAUGUCCCAGAAGGAAUUCCGUCAUCUGUCGCAGCAGUAGCAACGGAUGCUGUCAAAACGAGCUAUCAUGCCAUUGUGAGACGUGCAGAAGUUAAACCACAAGAGACUGUAUUUUUGUUCGGCCUGGGAGGCCUCGGAUUUAACGCGUUGCAAAUUGUCCUGCAUAUUGGGGCUAGAGUCAUCGUUUCUGAUAUUAGACAAGAACGGUUGGAAGAGGCUGCAAGGUUCGGUGUUCCUCGACAAGAUCUAGUGCCAGCUGGAAAGUCAGUGCAAGAUUUUGUGCUCGAGAAUGGGUUGCAGGGCAAGAUUGACACUACCCUGGAUUUUGUGGGCACACACCAGACCUUUCAGGAUGCACAGAACAUUGUUCGAAGAGGAGGGAAACUUCUGUGUGUUGGUACUCUUGAUGAGGAGAAUACAAUCGACAUGAAGAUUGGCAUUCAGAAGAGACUGAGCAUUAUCUUCACAUAUGGCGGGCAGUGGAGAGAUUUGGAGGAAGUCCUGGAUUUGAUCUCGAAGGGAAUGAUUCGCCCACAGGUUGAGACUGCUCCCUUGAAGGAAUUCCCCCAGAUCUUGAAGAGUGUCUGUGAUGGAAAGGUCAAAGCCCGGGUCGCUUUAUUGCAUGAGUAG